GAUGAAACCGUGCAAAGUCACGGUGGCAACAUCGUCGGUCUGCUGGUGACCAAACUUUCCUCUCUGAUGGACACCACGCUGUCUCCGGCGGAAGAUAACCGUGUUCAGGCGCUCUGUCGAACAGCUCUGGAGUUGUCGGCGAAGCUUCCGGCCUCCUUCGCAGGUACCGAAGCCAAUUCUGAUGUCAUUCCGGGUCGGGGUGGCCUUCGCAGGCCGUAG
Molecule: messenger RNA, 219 nt
Organism: Dibothriocephalus latus
Lineage: Eukaryota; Metazoa; Platyhelminthes; Cestoda; Diphyllobothriidea; Diphyllobothriidae
Source: the annotation of a GenBank genome assembly